AUGCAGUUCACCGUUGUUACUCUUGUCACUCUUUUUGCAGCUGCUUUCGCUGCACCUUCUGAUGUCUCCGCGCGUCAAGCAACUCUGUUCACGCUCAACACUUUCAGUGACAGAGGCUGCCAGCCCGGGAGUGCUACUGGAAGCGUCACCUUGACCAACCAAGCAACCUGCAAGGAUCUUCCAGCUGGAAUCAACAGUGGCAAGAUUCUCGAUGCGCCACGCGCGGGAUGCGAGAGUAAGUCAAAGACCACAGGUAGUUAG
Messenger RNA from Parastagonospora nodorum SN15, 261 nucleotides. RefSeq lists its product as hypothetical. The transcript has a single exon. NCBI's taxonomy places the organism in Eukaryota, Fungi, Ascomycota, Dothideomycetes, Pleosporales, Phaeosphaeriaceae. The record is from RefSeq and is a predicted model, not a curated record. Bases 1 to 261 code for a protein of 86 amino acids.